AUGACUGGCGACAGCCAGCAUGGCUUCUCCGAGGGGACGUUGUGCCUGACAAAUUUGGUAGCCUUCUAUGAUGAGAUUACAGCGUUGGUGGAUAAGGGAAGAGCAACUGAUAUCACAUACCUGGACUUGUGCAAAGCAUUUGGUAGUGCCCUGCAUGAUGAUAUUCUGACACCGAAUGAGAACAGCAACUUCCCCUACCAAGUACCUAGCUUCCAUAAGUGUGACAUCUGUUUGUUGUCGUUUCCAAGAGAGACCCAGUUCCAGCGCCAUAUGAGGGAUCAUGAGCAAAAUGACAAGCCUCACCGAUGUGACCAGUGUCCGAUGUCAUUUAAUGUUGAAUUCAACCUGACACUUCAUAAAUGUACUCACAAUGGUGAAGAUCCUACGUGUCCUGUGUGCAACAAAAAAUUUUCCAGAGUAGCCAGUCUGAAAGCUCAUAUAAUGCUACAUGAGAAAGAAGAGAAUCUUAUCUGUUCAGAGUGUGGAGAUGAAUUUACUUUACAGAGUCAGCUGUCCAUACACAUGGAAGAACAUCGUCAGGAAUUGGCAGGCAGUAGAAUCCACAGCUGCAAGUCGUGCAAAAAGGAAUUUGAAACUUCCUCACAGCUGAAGGAGCAUAUGAAAACUCACUAUAAAAUAAGGGUAUCAAAUACCAGAUCUUAUAAUAGAAAUAUUGAUAGAAGUGGAUUUACUUAUUCCUGUCCUCACUGUGGAAAGACGUUCCAGAAGCCAAGUCAGUUAACACGACAUGUUAGGAUACACACAGGUGAAAGACCUUUCAAAUGCAGUGAAUGUGGAAAAGCCUUUAACCAGAAGGGGGCAUUGCAGACCCAUAUGAUCAAGCACACCGGUGAAAAACCCCAUGCUUGUGCCUUUUGUCCUGCAGCUUUUUCUCAGAAAGGCAAUCUUCAGUCACACAUACAGAGAGUUCAUUCAGAGGUGAAGAAUGGUCCUACGUACAACUGUACAGAAUGUAGUUGUGUCUUCAAAAGCUUGGGUAGCUUAAAUACACAUAUCAGCAAGAUGCAUAUGGGUGGUCCACAGAAUUCUGCGAGCGCUUCAACAGAUGUAUCUCAUGUUACAUCGGUAAGCUUUGCUUGGCAGCGACUAGUCCCUGCCCUCCCCAAGGCUUCUUAUACCCAGGGCACAAUUAACGGCUGGUUAACGUUGUUACCGUUAAGGUACACAAUUAGCGGCUGGUUAACAGCGCUAAUGUCUCGUUUAGAUGACCCGCAGCUGAUGGUGGCUCCGCCCAUGCUAGCUCGGCUGCCCACCCUCCAGCUACUGGCCCCCGGCACAGAUCCCUUCCCCAGCACAGUUUUACCUGCCCCUGAAGCUGGUCUCUGCAGCAAAUGGCCGCCCUUGCAAAACAGGUAUGGGGCUCUAGACAAUGAGAGCCAGAUCAGUAAUGAUGAGAUAGCAGAGAGACAGCCAGAAGCAAUCAAAAGGGACUUUAGGGCACUGGGACGGAUGCUUGAAGGAUCAGGUGCACAGGUUGUGUUUGCUUCCAUUCCUUCAAUUACCAGGAAAAAUAGUGGAAGGUUCAAAAAAGUGAAGCAGCUUAAUACUUGGUUAAAAGGGUGGUGCCAACGGUCUAGCUUUGGGUUUUUUAACCAUGGGGAAAUCUACACGGCACCUGGUCCACUAAAACCAGAUGGGAUUCAAAUGACAUCAGUUGGAAAAACAUGGCAGGGAACAAGCAAUCCAGGGGAUUCCUAG
This is a messenger RNA of Apaloderma vittatum (bar-tailed trogon), 1719 nucleotides long. Its product is annotated as zinc finger protein 236-like. The record is from RefSeq and is a predicted model, not a curated record. Gene Ontology annotation, cellular component: nucleus. Gene Ontology annotation, biological process: regulation of transcription by RNA polymerase II. Bases 1 to 1719 code for a protein of 572 amino acids. Gene Ontology annotation, molecular function: DNA-binding transcription factor activity, RNA polymerase II-specific; RNA polymerase II cis-regulatory region sequence-specific DNA binding. NCBI's taxonomy places the organism in Eukaryota, Metazoa, Chordata, Aves, Trogoniformes, Trogonidae. The transcript is spliced from 10 exons.